GAGAAAUUGAAAGGUUUCAGCAUUCAUGGCUUUUUGUUCGUUUCUUGAUUUGUUUUCUUGGAUUGAACAACUCCCUCCAAUCCUUCAAUGGAAAACAACCUCUUUUUCAUCGAGCUUGUGUCCUAGGUAUUCUUCAAACCCUUCUCUCAAAUUAUCGAUCAAGAACUUGAGCAAUUCGUAUUUUUCCAUCUCCAUUUUUGCGGAUUACAAUCUCCCCAUCUUUCUCUGGACCUCUAAAAGCGUAGUGCUAAAGCCCACGUCCAACAAAUUACUACAAGAUAACGAUACUCUUUCCUUCCUCAUAAGUAAUUUCAUCGAAGAUGUUCUAAACUACUCGCCAAACAAAUGCCCUAAUGCUCGUAAACUCCCACGUUUGUCCCUCGAACCACACAACCUUAAAGACGUCUUCAAUUUCUCGUUUCUCAGUCUCACAUUCCUCAUUUGCAUCUAUGAAGCUCCCCGGGAUGUACGCACAUCAUGCCUAAAUACGUUGAAAGAUCAAUUUUCAUGCCCCAAGUCUAGACAAGUGUCGAAGCUUCUAAUGAGGCUUUUGGGGUCUAAUGUUGAAGAGCUAUGGAUGCGUUCGAUCAAUCUUGCCAUCACUAACUGGAUUUCGGAACUUCAAGCUGCAAAUUCAGCCAUCAAGACUCCAUCCUCGUUGUUUUCAUACUCGUUUUCCACGUUAGGGUUGUGGAAAGUUCAAUUGUACUGUCCGGUAAUAGCAAUGAACGUCGAGAAGUCUAGUGGUCCUUUGUCUGAUGAUCGUUUGCUCUUCUCUCUUAACUACCACCAACUAGAGGGUGUGAUCCAACUGAACCACAAGGUGGUUGUUCGAGAAAAGUGGAUUGAAGUCAUGGUGAACAUAGACAACAUAAGGUGUGAUGUUAUCAAGCUCGUGACAGAUACCCUCAUGAGCGAACGUGGGGCUGGAACAGCAGAAAAACACUUCCCUUCUCGAAUAGCAUUGCAAAUCACACCAACCUUGCAGGCCAACAUCAUAAGCAUAUCAGUGAGCAAAUCAUCAGAGAAUCCCACAAGAGAGAUCAGCGUUGAAAAAGCGAUCGAAGCUUCGUUCGAGCCUCCAAACACCGUAGGCCUCAACUUCUCAGCUGGAGAAACGUCGACCGUCAGCUUGAGACCGUGGAAAUUCGAGCAAUCCGUCUAUGGAAACAGCGCGAUCUUGAACUGGUUUCUGCAUGAUAGCGUGGACGGUAGAGAGGUUUUCUCAUCGAAACCUUCGAAAUUGGCUUUGAUCCAUCACAAGGCGUGGUUCAAGAAUCGGUAUACGAAUGCGGAUAGGGCUUUCACAAGGGAAGGAGGGGUGAUUUUUGCGGGUGAUGAAUAUGGGGAGAGUGUGUGUUGGAGGGUGGAUAAGGACUGCAUGGGGAGGAGCAUGGAGUGGGAGAUGAGGGGGUGGAUUUGGUUGACGUAUUGGCCUAAUAAACAUAGGAGUUUCUAUAGUGAGACCAAGAGGUUAGAGUUUAGAGAAGUGGUUUGUCUGUCUUUGAUUUAGAUAUGAGUGAGAUGUACUCCUUUUCUAUUAAUUGGGGGAAAAUUGUUGUCAUUUGUUGUUUCAAGACUGUUGUUUAUGGAAUGAAUUUACGUAGAUAAAGAGUAGGUGUUCAAAUUGCAGUUAAGGAAAUUUUACUUCACAUGGGUUGUCAUUAAAUUUAAAUUGAUUAUAUGACAACUCUAGAAUAUUUAUUCCGUAAUUCACUAAGUUUUGACUAAAUUUAUGUACUCAUUUGAAGAGCUGUACAUUUGGUUGA
This is a messenger RNA of Sesamum indicum (sesame), 1769 nucleotides long. RefSeq lists its product as uncharacterized. NCBI's taxonomy places the organism in Eukaryota, Viridiplantae, Streptophyta, Magnoliopsida, Lamiales, Pedaliaceae. The record is from RefSeq and is a predicted model, not a curated record.